Molecule: messenger RNA, 1908 nt
Organism: Episyrphus balteatus (marmalade hoverfly)
Lineage: Eukaryota; Metazoa; Arthropoda; Insecta; Diptera; Syrphidae
Gene: amd
Product: 3,4-dihydroxyphenylacetaldehyde synthase 2
Exons: 4
Coding region: 264-1811 (515 amino acids)
Biological process (GO): amino acid metabolic process; catecholamine metabolic process
Molecular function (GO): aromatic-L-amino-acid decarboxylase activity; pyridoxal phosphate binding
Source: RefSeq, a predicted model, not a curated record
UCGGUCGUUUGUUUUCGUUAUCCACUUUCAAGUUUAUAAAAUCUUACAAUGGAAUGCUGCAGAUCAUUUGGUAAGAGUCAGUGUCAGUGACAGCAGCAGCAUCACGAGAGAAAAUGAAAGUGAUUUUUUGAACUUGAAUAAAUACAAAAAAUAUGGUUAUAAGAGAUAAUUGAUAAAAAAUUGAAAUUUUAUGAGAGAUUUUAACACAAAAUAUACAUUUAAUAAAGUGAUAACAAGCAAACGAUAUAAAAUACGAAUUAAACAUGGAUUCAAAGGAGUUUCGUGAAUUUGGCAAGGCAGCAAUUGAUUUCAUUGCCGAUUACAUGGACACUAUUCGUGAACGCGAUGUAUUACCAUCAGUUUCACCUGGAUAUUUGUUUGACCUACUCCCAAAAGAAAUCCCAGAAGCUCCAGAAAAGUGGCAGAACAUAUUAUCGGACAUCAAUACAACUAUAAUGCCCGGACUUACACAUUGGCAAUCUCCAAAUAUGCACGCUUAUUAUCCAACAGCAACAUCAUUUCCAUCAAUUGUGGGAGAAAUGCUAUCCAGUGGGUUCGGAGUGAUUGGUUUUAGUUGGAUUUGUAGUCCAGCAUGCACCGAACUAGAAGUUGUCGUAAUGGAUUGGCUUGCAAAAUUCCUCAAUCUCCCUAGUGAAUUUCUGCACUCAUCCGAAGGACCUGGCGGUGGUGUUAUUCAAGGUUCCGCUAGUGAAUCAGUUUUAGUUGCAGUGUUAGCUGCUCGAGAACAAGCAGUUAAGCGAAUUCAAACAGAACAUCCAGAUUUGUCCGAGAGCGAAAUUCGUGGUCGCUUGAUGGCUUAUUCAGGAGAUCAAAGUAACAGCUGUAUUGAGAAAGCUUGUGUUCUAUCAGCUGUUCCAUAUCGUCUUCUACCAGCUGGUGAUGAUUUGGUUCUUCAUGGAGAGGCUCUCCGUCAAGCUGUUGAAGAAGAUAAAGCCAAAGGCUUGUUCCCCAUCAUUUGUAUUGCAACAGUGGGAACAACUGGAACAUGUGCCUACGAUGAUGUUCAGGGCUUAGGACAAGUUUGCAAAGAGGAAAAUAUUUGGCUGCACGUAGACGCUGCUUAUGCUGGAGCUGCAUUCGCUCUUCCCGAAUAUAAUGAGCUUCUUCGAGGCUUAGAGUUGGUAGAUUCAUUGAACUUUAAUCUCCAUAAGUUUCUUUUGGUUAAUUUCGAUUGUUGUGCAAUGUGGCUUCGUGACGCUAAUCAAGUUAGUGAUAGCUUCAACGUGGAUCGGAUUUACUUGAAGCAUAAAUACGAAGGAAAAUCUCAAGUUCCAGACUACAGACAUUGGCAGAUUUCACUCGGAAGACGCUUCAGAGCUCUAAAAGUUUGGAUUACUUUCCGAUCAAUCGGAGCCGAAGGAUUGAGGGCUCAUGUUCGCAAGCACAUUGCACUUGCUGAGCAGUUCGAAAAGUUCGUCUUGAAUGAUAAGCGUUUUGAGAUUGUUGCCAAGCGUGCUCUUGGAUUGGUAUGUUUCCGAUUACGUGGAGACAAUAGUUUAACAACGAGUCUACUUGAUCGUUUGAUGGACCGUAAAAAGGUUUAUUUGAUUCAAGCCAAAUACAAAGAUACACAUUUUUUGCGUUUUGUCGUUUGUGGCUAUAAUGCAGAGGAAAAAGAUGUCGAUUUUGCAUGGAAGGAAAUCAAAGAACAAGCUGAAUUAGUUUUAGGAAGUAACAAAGAAAACAAGUCCAUCGAACCUUUAAAAGAACAUGCAGUUAAAAAUGAUGUUGGUCAAAUUACAGAAAAAAUCGCAUUGCUUUUAAGUAGUGAUUGCGAGAAACUACAGUGAAAUAUUUUAAUUUAAGCUUUUUUUGUUAAUAAUUUAUAUCAAUAUAUUAAUAAUUAUAAUAUCAUACCUUAACGAGGCAGUUUAAUGUAGUUUAAAA